This is a messenger RNA of Epinephelus fuscoguttatus (brown-marbled grouper), 3502 nucleotides long. RefSeq names its product fibrinogen-like 2a (gene fgl2a). The record is from RefSeq and is a predicted model, not a curated record. Bases 239 to 1768 code for a protein of 509 amino acids. The transcript is spliced from 5 exons. NCBI's taxonomy places the organism in Eukaryota, Metazoa, Chordata, Actinopteri, Perciformes, Serranidae.
CUGAGGCAGCGGCAGUUCCCCUGCGCUCUCCCUCCUGCAGGCUGCACUCAGACACACAUACACUCCUAAACCAAUAGGAUACUGGACAUACAUUCACACACACCUAUACUUACAAUUGCUGCUGCAGGCACAGACUCGCACGCACUACUGCACGCAUUCAGACACUUUGAGUUCACAUCAGAGGCAGUUGCACACUUUACACACACUUAUUUCUCCUUUGCAAAUCUAGCCCGGGAAAAUGAGGACAAUUGUGCUUUGCGUUUGUGCCAGCCUCCUGCUUACAGCCACCCUGGUGCCGCGCACCAGCCGGGCAGCGGACUUCCCUGUCAACUCACACCAGAGAUGGGACGCUAGAGGACCCUUUUCUGUGGGAUCUGAACCUGGGACUCCCACCUCCUGCCCCAUUAAACUGAGACCCUCGGGCCAGUGUGGGAGCUCCGGGGCUGGCGCAGAGGAAGGGGAGGACUGCCCUUACCAGCUCACCCUGCCUCCACUCACCAUCCAGCUGCCCAAGCAGUUCAGGCUGCUGGAGAAGACGAUGAAGGAGCUGCAGAGCCUGAAGGAGGUGGUCAACAAGCUUAAGAGCGGGUGCCAGGAGUGCCGCGGGGCACGGGGCAAUGGACCUUUUGGGCAUCAGCUACCUGACCAGGGACAGACGCACGUCCCCGUUCAGAGGGAUGCUGGGGAUGAAGUGAGAGUGGACCUGACAGGACAGGACGUGCAAGGUGGGUCCAGCCAGGAGGAGAGGGGAGAUGGGAUGGUCCCUGGAGCUACUGUGGACGCUGCUGGACUGGGGCAUGGUUCUAUUUUUGGAAAAAUUACACCGAGCCCGAUCACAAUGCAGGAGAUGCAGGUGAAGCUGAAUAGGAUGUCAGCCAGCCUGCGCAACGCUAGGAACCAGAUCUCGGCCAUGCAGGGUCGUCUGGAGGGGCUCAACCUGCUCAACAUGGACAAUGUGCAGGCUAUGGUGGACAGGCGGGUGGAGAACAUCACCGGAGUGGUCGACAAACUAAGCUCCACCUGCACUACCCAGUGUGCAGUACAGAACAGCCCUCAGUCAGUCAUCUUAGCCCCUCGGGACUGUUCAGACUACAAUGUGCUGGAGGUGAGGAAGAACGGCGUGUAUCGUGUGACCCCUGAUCCUCGCAACGGGACAUUUGAGGUCUACUGUGACAUGGAGUCCUUUGGAGGUGGAUGGACAGUCAUACAGCAACGGCUUGAUGGGUCUGUCAGCUUCAACCGCACCUGGGCCGAGUACAAGAAAGGCUUCGGGAACCUCAGAGGUGAGUUCUGGCUGGGUAAUGACCAUAUCCACUUGAUGACAAAAGCCAAAGACAUGAUCCUGCGCAUCGAGCUGGAGGACUUUGAGGGCGUUCGGGAGUACGCAAAAUACGACCAGUUCUAUGUGGCCAAUGAAUACCUUCGCUACCGACUGUCUGUCAGUGGAUACAGUGGGACGGCUGGGAACGCCAUCAGUUUCAACAAGCACUUCAACCACGACCAGAAGUUUUUCUCCACGCCUGACCGCGACAACGACAUGUACCCCUCUGGAAACUGCGGCGCCUACUACAGCUCUGGCUGGUGGUUCGACGCCUGCAUGUCCGCCAACCUCAACGGGAAGUACUAUCACAAGAGGUACAAGGGAGUCCGGAACGGGAUCUUCUGGGGAACAUGGCACAACAUGUCGACGGAGUACUACCCCACUAACUACAGGCAGGCCUUCAAAACUGUCAAGAUGAUGAUACGGCCCAAGAACUAUGCUCCUUAAGAAGACAGGUAAAUAAUAGAGCGGUCGGUCAAACAAAAACAAAGACAGUCAGAAAAUGGAAGAACGAGUAGACUCAGAAACUCAUAGACAUGCGCAUAGUCAUGCAUUUGCACACAUUUACACAUGCAUACGUGUACACCCAAAAAGACUAUAAGCCCUAUAGACAGUUUGAAUGCAGUAAUUACAAGAAUAAUUGUGAAAAAAAAUUAACUGUGCUAUUACUUUCUCCCACUGCAGUGAGUGUGGCCUUCAAAAUGUUGGAUUAAAAUGAUGAUACUAAAGGACAAUGGACUAUGAACGAUGAUGGACUAAUAAAAAAAACACACAUGCAGUGUAAAGGCCAGCCUACUACAGGGGCCAUAAUAUUAUACGGAGGGUUACCAUGAGAGAUUUUUCACUGUUUCUCUGACAUUUCUCCACUUUCUGUCCUGCUGCCUCCUGCUAUAAACCCAGCUGAGACACAGCACAGCGCACAGCAGUAGUAAAAACUAAUGAGCUGUCAUUUUCUCUGCUCUAAAUGGUUUCAUAAUUAACAGCAGCCACUCAAGUGAGGUAUAUGAGAGCUGAUGAUACAGUUUUGAGCGGCUCUGAAAUUCAUUGUGAAAGACUUCACGCCGGGGUCAGAGUCAAACUGUUUAAAAAAUAACUACAGGAAGUGAUAUACUACACGCUUUGGGCAGCAGUGCACAAGUAAUAGCUUCUGUGUCGUUUAUUUAAUUACACCGGGACACUUCGCUAAUGUAUCAUCAUCCUAUACAAUACAAAACAUCCCAGUAUAAAUAUGCACCCUCAGAUGAAUUCCCAUCGGGUCAUUCCCAAGUACAUUCUGCAUUAUUGAUGCUCGAGUAAAUUCAUCCUGACAGCAGCCACGGAGCUGGACGCUGCCGCAAGAAUAACUGUUCUAAUUCUAUUUCCACCAUUAUCUCUGGGUGCACUGUACUACUGCACAUCUCUCGAUGCCACACACCAGUUUUCACAUGUAAAAAACAGAAACCCUCCUUGACUCACCACUUGUACAAUACUGCCGCCUAAUGUUAGAAAACUGUAUAGCAUCAUUUAAUCCAUUCUAUGCACACUGUGAAUGGGGCAGGACGGGGAAAGGAAUGUUUCACUUUAAGGACGUGUACAGUAUUUAUUUUAUUUUGUGAGGUAUGAUUGCUUUUAUAUAAUACCUAGGUCAUACAGUACAAGGUCUAAUGAUUGUUGAUAUUUGAGCAAUGAUAAAGACUGUGCAUUAUUGUGACCAUUCAUAGUAAUUAUGUGUGUAUUUGGAGCUUUGUGUGUGUACAAUACUGAUCUUUUCUAUCAUUCAUACACGACUGUCAUGCCAAAAGAUAUGCACUUUUUAUAUCAAAAAAUGAAUAAAGUUCUAACUACAUGACUGUAUACAUUGCAGUGUUUGGUACUUUGACGUCAUACUGAUAGCUGCUUAUCUUUAUGAAAGCAUCCUGAUGAAUGUAUACAAAAUGUAUACAAGUUUAGCAUGAUUAUCCAUGAGUAGAAAUCCCACACUCUGAAGUGUGGCGUAUUUGUCGCCUGUGGAAAUGGAGGUACUAGGUGCUGCAUACCCAUAACAAAUGGGUUAAUGAGGUGUUGACUCAAUAAAGCGACUCAAUAAAAGAAUGAGUUCAUAUCAACUUCACAGAUGAUGAACGAUCAAACUGUGGACCCUUUGACUUUAAUGUCUGUUUACUGUGUGUGACGAUCAAGCUAAUAAAAAAAGUACUGUGCUCA